Molecule: messenger RNA, 6475 nt
Organism: Cephus cinctus (wheat stem sawfly)
Lineage: Eukaryota; Metazoa; Arthropoda; Insecta; Hymenoptera; Cephidae
Gene: Patr-1
Product: protein PAT1 homolog 1
Exons: 9
Coding region: 112-2313 (733 amino acids)
Biological process (GO): deadenylation-dependent decapping of nuclear-transcribed mRNA; P-body assembly
Cellular component (GO): P-body
Molecular function (GO): RNA binding
Source: RefSeq, a predicted model, not a curated record
UGGUGAUUCUUUUGGAAAAGUUUUGUACAACGGCCGCCAUGACAGCUGAUGUCUUUCCCAGCACUUGACGUUUAGUCGGAACAUGACAUUUUGCAGAUCUAAUUUUGACAAAUGGCAGACUCUUUUUUCGGAUUUGAUACAACACUUACUCAGGGUAGUGGCUUAGAAGAUGCUAUAGAUGGCCCACCUGAAGAAGAAGAUCUUGGUGAAGAAGAAGAAUAUGAUGCGUUAAAUGAUGAAACAUUUGGCUCAGAUGCAGCAAUUGGAGAUUGGGAACAAGAUCAUGAAAAAUUAGCUCAAUUAACGGAAUCUAAGCGACAUCAUCAAAAUUUACCUCUAAACAAGAAUGGAGUUGACGUGGACAUUGAAGAAAGUUUGUCACACUUGGUAUUGGACGAGAAAGAUGGUACUACACCAAGGCCUGGUGUAUGGGACAGUCCCUCCAGUCUUCCUUUAUCCCAGUCCCAGCCACCGCGUCCUUUGUCAACCGCCUUAAAAAAUGCCCGCACGGUUGAAGAGCUAGAACGUGGACUUAUGGCAAAUAGACCUCCUCCAGGACUCAGUAAAUUACCACAUCAUCCAUCGCAGCAACAAUCGGGCGGGCCAUUUCUAUUUGAUCCAUUACCGCUGAAUGAACAACUUCAGAUCAAUGGCAUACCGCCACCACGGUUUCCCCCUGGACUGGGCUUACCUGGACCACAUCCUGUUGUUAUACCUCCCAAUGUGCGACUACCGCACCCACAGUUCAUGCAGAAUCCCAGACUGAUAUCCAAUCAAGGUGCAAACAUGCUGAGAUUCCAUAUGCCCCCACAUUUAAUGAUGCAGCAUGGAAAUCAGAGACAGCCACAUCAUGGCUCAUUCAAUUUUCCGCAACCGCCUCAUCCGAACAUGGGGCCACCACCAUUUUUGCGCCCCGAACAUCCGAUGAUGACACCAUUUUCUAACAAUCAAAUGAAUCAUCAACAACACUCUGGUCCUCACUCGGGAAACCAGCGAAAUCAAAACAACAGAUCGUUUCAUUCCAACGAGCAGCAAGGAAAUCCUCAACCGUUUUUCAAAAAUAAUCAAUAUCCACACCAAAAUCAGCGAAACAAUCAGCGAUAUCAUCAUCAUCAGCAUCAUCUCCAAGGAAUGAACGGCAUUGGUGGUUCUGGAGAAUACGAUGAAUAUGCUGGUCUAAUGAGUAGUCGUGAGAAGCAGUGGUUGAUUAAUAUUCAAUUAUUGCAGCUUAACACUAACCAACCAUAUAUUGAUGAUUACUAUUACACCGUGUUUUGCGAUAGACAAAAUAAGCAAAAUGAAAAUCAAGACCAGAAAGACAGGAAGCAUCACAAUAACAAUGGAUACCACAGAGAUUCAAGGGACAGAGAACAGCCUCAGCACGUUCUCACUAAAGUUGUGUAUACGCCAACGCAGUUUGAAAAUUCCUUGGGAAAACUACAAUGCGGUAGUGUAACAGCACCACGCAAGAUAAUCGAUAUGGAUGUUGUUCCGAACAAUGAUCCUCAACAAGUCCCUCCCCCACAACAAAAGGACACAAAAAAGACCCGUCAACUACUACUAGAGAUCGAAAGGCUGUACACGUUGCAAUUGAAACUGGAGGACAUGAGUAAUCCCCUGGCUUUAUUAGCCGAACAGCAACAACAGCAGCAGCAACAACCAGAAGGUGAAACUGAAGUAAAGCCACCCAAGAAAACGAAACCAGAAUUAAUUAGUACAUUGCUAGCGUCUCUUCUUCAACUGCUUCGGGAUGACAAGUUGGCUAGCAUGCUCAGCAUUCGUAAAGGAAAGACAUUACUACUUCGGUUUUUACCAUACCUAAGUGUGACAGAAAGCUCAAAUCAGUUAAGUGAACUGUGGAGCACAAUCCUUCGCGGAUUGGCAGUAAUUGGCCGUAGAGAUGCUCACUUGCUGUCCAACUUUUAUCCAGAAUUUCGUAGAUGGAUACAAACCAUAACGGAUUUCUCAGUACUACAACGUCUGGCCCGAGGACUCACCGAAUCUGUUAAUCAACCUACAAAAAACAACAGUUUGGCUUUUGCCCUCACUAACAAGUUUGGUGUAUCCGUAAUCGCUUCGGUUCUCGAGCAAGCCGAAGCACUAUUUCCUGUAGAAGACUCCGUAGCGUGUGAAUGGUCAACAUUCGUUGUCUCUAUCGUGGAAAGAAUCGGUGCAACACCGCCAAGUGUUGCACCCUGUCAUCCAAUAGCUGCAAACACGCUUAAUCAGCAUUUGAACCGGAUUCGCAGUUUAAAAAUGGAAAGGUACGCGCCGCUAGAACUACUGUUAACCGACGCGAAUCCCUUGCGAUAGUUUGAGACUUCAAAGUGUGUCAUUUGUCUCCAAGUUUGUUUCGAUCUUGUUUCUUAGGGAAAGGAAAAGGGAACGAAUGCUAUGCAAUAAUGUGAAUUUAUAGAUAAAACUUUAAGUGCCCAUGGCGUCCGAUUGAUCCUUAAUCGUAAUACAUAGAUAAGCGUGCUGGAUACCAAAGCUUUUACAGUGUUCAUUAAACUACAGUUCGUUGAGAAGUACGAAUCGGUAUAAAAUUUUGGAAAAUCGCUUUAUCGCUGAUUGAUUAUUACCGCGUGUCAUAUCAGCGGCAUCGUGAUCAAACGGAAUUGAAUUGUUUCUCGUGAAGAUUUCCUUGUUAUUGUACGUAUUUCUAAGAAUUUUAAAUAAGUACACGAGUACGUUGGUGUAGAAAAGUCACGAAGCAUUAGACAUGUGAUAAACUCUACGGUCUAAUACUGAUAUAUAAUUUUAAAAAUAAAACAUUAAACACAUGGGUAUGGCGUUACCAAUGAGAUACAGAAUUUUCGUUUGAUUUCUAAUAACGAGCUGAUAAGAUUUAUCAGACAACGCAAUUAAUGCGGUCAUUAGUUAAUUACCGUGUAUAAAAUUGGUAUCUAGCACUCUUAACUGCACGUCCCUUCUUUCUCUUUUUCCUAAUUCCCCGAUGAUUUUGUACUGUACAAAUUCUAGAUUAUGUAUCAAUGAGAUUUAAUUUCAAAACAGAGUAAGACGAUCAUCGGUGUAUAUGUUUUCAUCUUUGAUAAUAUAAAAGAGUAUCCUAAAAGCAUACAAUAGGCCUUAACAUUCUUUCCCCAUUACACCUUCCUACGAAUUUCAAGAAACCCAUUAGAUUACUUACGAUAGCGAUAAUAGAUCAGUUUCAUUCACUGCCUCUGUUUUGUCGAUAAUUGAACUUCUUUGAUAUAAUACAGUAAGGUUGUAGCUGAGGUUAAUGUUGAUACGGCUUUUCUAGGUUUUCUAUUCGAAAUGAUAUUUCGUCACAAUUGUAGUGUUAUCCUAUAAUGUUAAUGUAAUAUAUGGAAAGUUAGGCACGCAUUAGAUUUGGCUCGAAAGUAAUGAAUUCAAUAAUCGCAAAAAGACUUAAUGAAGUAAUUAAGAUCUUACUGAAUUAGUUAUCGUAAGUCGUACGUUUCUAUCAUUGUACUUUUUUUUAAUUACGAGAAAGAAAAUUUUUUACAUGUGUAGGCCGCACGAUUCGCGAUGGAAGAUACGAGAUUUUGUUAAGCCAGAAUCGUAACGUUUCCGGCUAAAAUAAUGAAGUUGGUGUUGCUAUAAUAUUUGUUGUAUCGAAGAUGCAAGAAAAGCAAAACAGCAGUACGAAAUACGAAUCAGUUUUUCUUCAUUCGUAUUAAUUUUCUUAAUUACCAGUAAUUUCAUAUUUGCUUAUUGCUGCAUGCAUAUAUCGGCAAUCUACAAUAAUAGUACACUUUCUUUUGCAUCGAUCAUGAAAAAGUAUACAUUUAAUACUAGAGCUAACGAUUAAUUAAUCAAUAUGAUUUAAUUAAAGUAUCAAUCGAAAGGAUUUUUUAUUAUGAUUAGAUUAAAGCGGUAAUGACGUUGACUGUGCUGUAAUUAUAAUAAUCAUGAAAGCCCUGUCAGAUUAAGUAGCAUUUCAUGGGCAAAUUUGAAACGGAAUAAUAUUUAUAUUCUCUCUCAUAAUAGAAACUAUAUUCAUAUUCUCAGGCGAUUACCUUACUUUUACCACUUUUGUCUCAUCUAGAGGGAACAACGUAAACUUGUCACUUUAUCAUGUAUCACAAAGUUCAUAAGAAUCGCUUCUCCACGUGCUAUCAUGGCUAUUAACAUGAAAUUUACACGUAUCACUAGUUCAUUACACAAUUGAGUUUAUUGCUUUGAAUAUUAUUACAAUAUUAUUGUAUGUAUGUCUAGUUUGUAUAUAGUUUGGUACCGACAGUCCAUUAACGGAUUUACAUAUUUUGUGAGUAGACGCAUUUUUAAAUUUGAUUUCGCAAGAAGGAUAUGCAUAACGUCCAAUCCAAAGUUAAAAGAAAAAAAUAAACGAAGCUAAUUAAUGCACUUCAUAUUUAAAAAUAAUUGUAUCGAUCGCUCGACCGUUAUUACAAAGACAAACCACAAAGACGCUAUGCACUUGCGAAUUAAAAUUAAAUGAUUAUUGCGAAUGCGUCGAUUAAUAAUUCGAUUAAAGUAUAGUUUUAUCCGUAUAAUAUAAUACUCAUGGAUUCAUACGCGACUAGCGUGAACAACAGAGCUUUUGGUGCCAGCGGCCAUUUUAUAAUUAAAUAAUUGAACAUCGCUUCUUCAUCGGUAUAAAGUAUAAGAACGCUGGAGAAUAUUAUAAUUUUAAUGUGCUAUCAUUAGCAGCAAGGCAUGUUUUUUCUUUGCUUUGAUCAGUGCGAGCGAAAGGAAAUAAUAAUGCCGGGCUCCAGCGAUUUCUCUCUUGUUGUCUCUGUGAAAAGAUGUUCCGUAAUUAUUGAUCUGACAGGUGCUUUAUUGCAGUGCGCCUGAAUCCGUGUAAAAAUUCUGCGGAUUCUAACGAUUAUGAUUUCGAUGAUUUAUCGAGAGUCGCCGUUAACUCGUAACCACGUAGUAAAACCAAAAAAUGAAAUAGUGUUCGGAUGAUUCCAGAUUGCAAUGUAAAAGUUAGAGAGACAAAUUCAAAAUACGAAACAUAUUCAUUGGACUAACGUGACGUUGUGGGACCGUGAUCAUUUUUACCACGUGACUGAUAUAUAUAUAUAUAGUGCGUGACGUAUAAUUAGAAUUUAUGAUUCGUGCACUAUCGAUAACCUCACAAACGAUAUCAGAACGAAAGACUACGAGACUACGCGAAGUAGUAGAUAUUAUAAGUUAUUAAGCUGUAUGGAAUUAAAAUGUAAGUCCUAACUGGCUCAUUGGGUUACGCUAUAUUCUUCUUACAAUGUAACCGGGCAAGUGAACACAGCGUUGAAUAAGAUAUUAGAAGAAAGAAGUAAAAAAGCGAUACUUAAAUUUUAUCAUUUUUGAGGUGUAUGUAGAAUCAUGUUAUCUUUCAUAAUUUUGUAUGCUAAUCAGUUUUCAUCUUGUAUAUUCGUUAACCAUGUUCAUACGCGGUUGGGACUUACAUUUCCAAUAGAUAGCAGCUUUUUAAGCAGAGAAUGAAAAAAAAGAAAAUAUUGCAAUGCUUAGACCGAAAAAACUUAUGUAAAAUCACACCUGGACAAGUUUGCCUCGCAUGUGCCUCGACCGUAUCUAUUUGUUAAUAUGUUUCAAAAUAAUAGACGGUUGUUGGGCGACUAACGAUAUCAAAUGAUUAAAUGUUGAUUCAUUGUGCGACUUUUCCAUUUAUGGUUAUUGUCAUACAUUAGAAUAUUAUAAUAAAUGAAUAGAUACGAUAACACUGUAUACGGACAAUGCCUGUUACGUUUGGCUAUUGCUGUAACAGCGUGUACAUUAAAAUGCGUAUCUACGCGUGGCGCGAAAUCUUUCACGUUAGAUGUUCGAAGAGAAUGAGAAAAAAGAAAAUACUUGAAUAACACAAUGUUGGAUAUCACUUUGAUAAAUCGGGCGAACUUUAUCGCGUGCUAGUUGGAAAAUUUUUUAAAGCUGUAUAAUAGACAAAUACGAAAAGCACUCUAAGGAUCUUGCUUAGCACGAGAAAUAUUAGCACAUUAGACACAUUGUCUAAACAGCUUUUGACAUCGUAUAUGAAAUCGAUAUACAAAAACUAAUUCAUAAUCACACACGGAAAACAAAAAUAUGAAAAGCAAAAUUUCCUUUGUUAAUUCUUGUAUCAUUUUAAUUAUUAACGAUAAGAAUACGUUUAUUUAAACUAAAAAGCGGACACGAGAGAAAUCAGUACGGUUAAAUAAUGUUAAUUUAAAGAUUCGUUUGAUUUUUUUUUUUCCUUUUCAAAGAAUUCAGAUGAACUCGUAUGCAAAAUAAGAGUAUGAAGAAAAGUCUUAACUAAUGUCGUCGAAAAUGGUUGAAUUGAAUCAUUAAGUUUAACUUUAAUUAGAUUAGAGAUAUAUUUUUAUAGAGAUACUACGUUUAUUACGUUUAAAUCUAGCGAAGAUAACAAAGUUCUAAGAUUAAGGGGUAAUCAUUUAUUUUACAAGUCUUAGGUACAUGGCAAAGUUUACUGUAUAUCUGCCACGUACUUUGGCGAUACAAGAUCGUACGGAAAACGAACUAAGGAAAGAAA